AUGGCUGCAAGAAGAUUGAGGUACUCUAACUUAUGCAUCCACCCAGACAUAGGUCUGCCUGAAGGCUUCAAAAUUCCCAAAUUUGAUCACUUUAAUGGGUCGGGCAACCCCAGAGCCCAUUUGAGGGCUUAUUGCGACCAUUUGGUCGGAAACGACAGAAAUGAAGCCUCUUUGCUCAUGAGGUUAUUUAGUCAAAGUUUGUCAGGAACGACUAUGGAAUGGUUUAUCUCUCACGACAUUAGCCGAUGGAAAACAUGGGAUGAAAUGGCGAGCUCAUUCAUGGAAAGAUUCUGCUUCAAUGUGGAAAAUGUGUCUGAUCGCUUCUCAUUGAAGAAAAUUCAUCAGAAAUCGACUGAAACCUACCGAGAAUAUGCUAGCCGCUGGAGAGACAAAGCAGAACGGGUGCAACCUCCCAUGACUAAAGCUGAGCUGGUAGCCGCAUUCAUACGAUACCAAGAAGCCGAUUGCUUUGAUAAGAUGAUAACCAUGAAGGGGAGCUCCUUCGCAGAUAUAGUUGUUGUGGGGGAAGAUAUCGAAGAUGGCCUUAAAACUGACAGGAUUAUUAGUGUACUAAAUAGGCCAGGCGCGUCGGGCACCAUGAGUGGCAAAAAGAAAAAAGAGGACAUAGCUUGUGUUUCUAGAACUGCUAGUCCAAAAAGUCAAGGAAAAUAG
This is a messenger RNA of Lycium barbarum (goji berry), 672 nucleotides long. RefSeq lists its product as uncharacterized. The record is from RefSeq and is a predicted model, not a curated record. The transcript has a single exon. Bases 1 to 672 code for a protein of 223 amino acids. Lineage: Eukaryota; Viridiplantae; Streptophyta; Magnoliopsida; Solanales; Solanaceae.